Ipomoea nil (Japanese morning glory) is the source of this 1991-nucleotide messenger RNA. RefSeq names its product probable mitochondrial-processing peptidase subunit beta, mitochondrial. The transcript has 9 exons. NCBI's taxonomy places the organism in Eukaryota, Viridiplantae, Streptophyta, Magnoliopsida, Solanales, Convolvulaceae. Gene Ontology annotation, molecular function: metalloendopeptidase activity; metal ion binding. Gene Ontology annotation, cellular component: mitochondrion. Gene Ontology annotation, biological process: proteolysis. Bases 97 to 1683 code for a protein of 528 amino acids. The record is from RefSeq and is a predicted model, not a curated record.
CAAAAAGCUGUUAGCUCGAUUCAAUCAUCAUCUUCUUCUCCAUUCUCAUCUCCGUCGCUCAACUGAAAAAACAGCUCGAAUUGGAACAACGGAGGAAUGACAACGCGCCACCUCUUUUCUUUCACGCGCCGCUCUCGGCACCUGACUGCGCCAUGCCUGACUCAACCCACGCGUUUCGCCUCCCAGUUAGCUCAGGCUGCGGAAGCUCCGGCACCACCCUCCCCACCUCCUCCGGACCUCAUGAUCUACGAUCGCUUAGCCGAGCGGGUGAAAUCCAAGCUCAGGAAACUCGAGACACCCGACCCGAGGUUCCUCCAGCACAAUUCCCCCCACCCGAUUCAAACCGAUCACACCUCGAUCCUCUCCGUCCCGGAGACUAAAGUCACCACUCUCCCUAACGGCUUACGUGUGGCCACCGAGUCUAAUCUCGCCGCGAAGACCGCAGCCAUAGGUGUGUCGAUCGACGCCGGGUCUCGGUUCGAGACUGAUGACAACAACGGCGUGGCGCAUUUUCUCGAGCAUUUGAUCUUCAAAGGGACCGAGAAGCGGCUACCCAAGGCCGUUGAGGAGGAGGUUGAGAACAUGGGAGGGCACAUUAGUGGUUCCACUUCUAGGGAAAUGACCACGUACUGUGCCAAAGUCCAGAGCAAGGACGUGACCAGGGCGCUCCAACUUCUAUCUGACAUAGUGCAGAACCCGAAGUUCGAGGAUGAGAAGAUUAAUCAUGAGCGCAAAGUGAUUCUCCGAGAAAUGGAAGAGGGAGAAACAGAUCCCAAGAAAAUCAUUUGUGACCAGUUACAUGCAACUGCAUUCCAGUACACUCCUUUGGGUAGAACUGUUAUUGGAUCUGCCGAGAACAUAAAGAAAAUUUCGAAGGAGGACAUUCAGAAUUACAUUUCAACCCAUUAUGCAGCGCAUAGAAUGGUGAUUUCUGCUGCUGGAGCUGUUAAACAUGAGGAUUUUGUUGAACAAGUGAAGAAGUUUUUCACCAAACUAUCUGCUAAUCCUGUUACCACGCCUCAGUUGGUUGCAAAUAACCCAUCAAUAUUCACUGGUUCAGAGGUUCGAAUUAUUGAUGAUCUGCCUCUUGCUCAAUUUGCGGUUGCCUUCAACGGAGCAUCAUGGACAGACCCUGAUUCCACUGCUUUGAUGGUCUUGCAACAAAUGUUUGGUUCAUGGAACAAAAGCUGUGGAGGGGGGAAGCACAUGGGUUCAGCGCUUGUACAAAGAGUGGCCAUUAAUGAGAUAGGUGAGAGUGUGACGGGUUUUAACAUCAACUAUAAAGACACGGGGCUUUUUGGCGUCUAUGCUGAAGCCAAGCCUGAUUGCUUGGAUGACUUAGCUUAUUCAAUAAUGUAUGAGAUAUGCAAGUUAUGCUACCGAGUAUCUGAAGCUGAUGUUAUUCGUGCUCGUAAUCAGCUAAAAUCUUCCUUGAUACUCCAAAUUAAUGGAUCAAGUGCUACUGCUGAAGAAAUCGGACAUCAGUUAAUAACCUAUGGCCGAAGAAUUCCAUAUGCUGAGUUAUUUGCCAGGAUUGAUGCUGUGGAUGCCAGCACCAUAAAAAGAGUUGCCAACCGUUUUAUUUUUGACCGGGAAAUUGCAAUUGCAGCAAGGGGAGCGAUUCAGGGCUACUUACCCGAUUACAACUGGUUUAGACGCAGGACAUACUGGCUGCGCUACUAAACCUUUAUUCCUUUGCCCGCUUUUUUUUUUUUCUGUUAUAUUUCUGUAACGCGGUUUUUCUUCAAGAGCCUGUGUUAGGCAUCAUAACACUCAGAGUCUGCACAAGUUUUGGUGGAAAUAAGUUGGUUUUUUCUGGGAUCACCUUCUAGCUUUUGUACAAAUGGUGAUGUAUCAAGUCUCAGUAAUGAGCAUUAUAUUGUUUCUUUUGCAGAACUGGUAGCAAUUGGGUGAUUGUAUGUUUUGGUGCUAUGAAAAUGUAACUAUUUUAUAGCUACUGUGAAAUAAGAGCCACUCGUUUCAACACUUCA